Molecule: messenger RNA, 672 nt
Organism: Penicillium maclennaniae
Lineage: Eukaryota; Fungi; Ascomycota; Eurotiomycetes; Eurotiales; Aspergillaceae
Product: transferase hexapeptide domain protein
Exons: 1
Coding region: 1-672 (223 amino acids)
Biological process (GO): mitotic spindle organization
Cellular component (GO): dynactin complex
Molecular function (GO): dynein complex binding
Source: RefSeq, a predicted model, not a curated record
AUGGCUACCCUUAAACCACCAUCCAGUCGUCCAAUACCAACCGGACCCCCGAAAGCUCCCCUCAAAGCUGAUCCCUCCGCCACAAUCGCCGACACAGCAGUCUUCCAAGGCACAUACCCCGUCACCAUCGGCGCGGGCACUAUCAUCCAUCCGCGCGCCCGCUUCUACGCCUACCAAGGCCCCAUAAUCAUUGGAGACGGCUGCAUAAUCAGUGAAAAGGCCACAAUCGGCACGCAACCCACACGAUCAACAGAGUCCAAAGAAAUCGCAACGCGUCUCUCCUACUUCGUGACCAUCGGUCCGUCAUCGACUAUCCACCCCGGUGCGCACAUUCAUUCGUCUGCGACGAUCGAGGCUCUUGCAACGAUACAUCGGGGUGCGGAUAUAGGUUCACAUUCGAAGAUAUGUCCUGGAUGUGAGGUUCCCGAGAAUGGAAAGGUGGAUGAGUGGGUUGUUGUUUAUGGGUCUGGGCUUGGACAGCGGAGGAAGAGGGCAAGAGAGGCUAAAGAGCCCGGACCUGCUGUUGUUGUCGCAGCGCAGGUUGCGCAGGUUUCUGUACCUGGGCCUGCGCCUAAGGGAAAGAUUAUUGAGGACGCCAGGUUGAUGGUCUUGCAGAAGGAGAGGGAGGUUUUGGCAAGGAUGAUCGUUCCAGCUGGGGCGAAGAAGAAGUGA